AUGCUCAAAGCUGAAAACACUCAAGUUGUAAAACUUCUGGAGAAGAUAAAGGAGAUGAUGGAAAGAAACAUGUCAUUAAUAGCCACAUUUAUCUAAAUGGUUAGUGUCAAUAAAUAACCAUAUUGCAACAUGUUCAUUGUCAAUUAACUUGUCUCAACAGCAGCAAGUGUUUCAAAAAAAAUUUCUGUUUUGUGCCUACUUACCCAACCCUAAACUGAGUCAUAUGGCUUCCAGCACUUAAUCUCUUGGGAUCUGAGCGCAGGACGGUACUGCUGGGAAAGACUAAAGCUUUGAAGAACGUAGCAGGAAACAUCAUCCUGGCCAGAGAGGCGUUUGGAGCUACUGGAGGACGAACUGCACAUUGUGAGAAGAAGUUGGGUGAGGUGGCAGGUCGCAGCUAACUAGUCGACACACCAGGCUGGAGGAACAGAUCAAUCCAAUAAACCCCAAACUUGGAUAAGUGGGAAAUAGUGCAUAGUGUGUCAAUGUGUUCUCCAGGGCCCCAAGCUUUUCAUUUGGUCAUUCCACUUAAUGACUCAUUUUUAGAAACAACGGAGAGCAGUAGUGGAACACAUGGAACUACUCGGUGAAAACAUUUGGAGACACACGUUAGUGCUGUUCACUACAGAGAACCCACUAGAGGACAUAAAGCAGUGGGCAUUAAGCAUGGAAAGAGAAGGGAAGGCUCUCAAGUCACUCUUGAAACAGUGUGAGCAAAGGCAUCGUGCUGAACUUUAAGAAAUGGAAUGAUCUCCCUCAGAUCACAGAGCUUCUGAGGAAGGUGGAGAGGAUGGUGAUAGGAAACAGUAUUACAGUAUGAGCCAAGACAGCAGGUUUUACAAGACCUUGAAGAGAGCAGCGAUUGACAGAGGGAAACGGAGGAUGUUGAAAGUGCAAGAGCAACGAAAUAUGAUCAAAGAAAAUGGUAAGAACAUUGCAGUCGACCCACAUGACUACUGUGGUCUUUGA
Molecule: messenger RNA, 969 nt
Organism: Coregonus sp. 'balchen'
Lineage: Eukaryota; Metazoa; Chordata; Actinopteri; Salmoniformes; Salmonidae
Source: the annotation of a GenBank genome assembly